This is a messenger RNA of Drosophila rhopaloa, 5608 nucleotides long. Its product is annotated as protein boule. Lineage: Eukaryota; Metazoa; Arthropoda; Insecta; Diptera; Drosophilidae. The transcript is spliced from 8 exons. Gene Ontology annotation, molecular function: protein binding; RNA binding. The coding region runs from base 1092 to 1676 and encodes 194 amino acids. The record is from RefSeq and is a predicted model, not a curated record.
UUUUGAAAAGGGAAAUGCGUGAAAUUCGUGCGCCGCAUUUCCACCAGACCAGACCAGAGUUACGCGCCGUAGCCGAGUUUUUCACUCAGUCCCACCAGUCGCCGUCGCGUUACGUCACGAGAGCAGUUGUAGAAUUUAACGCCAAACGGUUAAUAUUGGAGGGAGUUUUCUUGGCUUGAUUUUGUGGAAAACUUCGAGCCGAACCCCCCACCCGCGCUGAGUUUUCCUUGGCACCCAAAAAAACGGAAAAACACAUGUGCUUGUAUUUUAUUUUUCGGCUGCCCAAGUAGACGGCGCGUAGUUUUUCACUUUGACGGGAGUUUUCCUUUCGCUCAUCGACUCACACUCAUUUCUAAUUGUGAUUCGUAGGAAGUAAGUUCUCUAGUGCAAAAUAUAUUCAAAUAAAAUAGUAUAAUUCCAUCUUUAUAAAUCGGAACACAACAAUAAAUACAAUAAAACACCACCAAUAUAUCUAAAAGAGAAAAAUUUUAAAAAAUAUAUAUAAAACAUUAAAAGAAUAUCAACAUAAACAAACCAGCCGCACUCGUGUCGUCCCAUCGUCUUUUGUCUUCUUAUUCAACGUUCGUUAAAAUCACGCAUCGAGAUUGAGUUUUAUAUCUAUGAUAUGCAAGAUAUAUAGAUGAUACGUAAUAGCUUUUGGAAACGGCAACUGCAACUGUAAACUGUGUCCCCACGUAAGACGAAACGUAACGCAGCCUGAGAACAACAACGUAUCGGAACGGAACGGAACCAAUCGGAAGAAAUCUCUCCGGAGGACCCAACAAAUAACGAUUUCGAGAAUCCGCCAGGCAGCACAUCAAACUGUAUACAUGCGUGCUACAACUAAAGCAGUGAAAGCCAAUUCGAUAGCUCCAGCCGCCGCAUAAUCGCCAUCCGAUCCGAUUCGAUUCGAUACGAUCCAACCUCCGACAGCCUAGACCAAAAAUCGCAAUCAAAGCGGAGCCGCUCGAUCCAACGAACGGCAGCGAGUAGAAGUUUUUGGCCGGCGCGCACCCCCAAUCCACAGCAACAGCCUCAAGAUUCUGCCCUUCGGAGCCCCCAACUUUCGUCUGGAGACGACACCUGCAGAGAUGCACAAAAUCGCGGCAGCGCCGCCUCCAACGGCAGCGCCCGGCGGAGGACUGGAGACGCCCCUGGCGGCGCCCAAAUACGGCACAUUAAUACCCAACCGCAUCUUUGUGGGCGGGAUCAGUGGCGAUACCACCGAGGCCGAUCUGACCCGCGUCUUCAGCGCCUACGGCACCGUGAAGAGCACCAAGAUCAUCGUGGAUCGGGCAGGCGUGAGCAAGGGCUAUGGAUUCGUCACCUUCGAAACGGAGCAGGAGGCGCAAAGACUGCAAGCGGAUGGUGAAUGCGUGGUACUACGUGAUCGCAAACUGAACAUUGCACCGGCCAUCAAGAAGCAGCCCAAUCCUCUGCAAUCGAUUGUGGCCACGAACGGAGCUGUCUACUAUACCACCACGCCGCCGGCACCGAUGAGCAAUAUACCCAUGGAUCAGUUCGCAGCCGCUGUAUAUCCGCCAGUUACUGACUUUACAGCCGCUGGAGUGCCAGCCAUCUACCCACCUUCAGCCAUGCAAUAUCAGCCAUUCUAUCAGUACUACAGUGUGCCAAUGAAUGUACCCACCAUUUGGCCUCAGAAUUACCAAGGUUAAAUCCAAAAAAAGAAACAUAAAGUAAACAAAUUUUCGUAGUCGCCAAUUUUUCGUUGAGAGCUGCCCUGAAUAAUAAACUAUACCAACAACUAAAACUACAACUGCAACGACGACAACAACAACAACUAUUUGCGACAACAACUACAACAACAAUAUAUGUAUGCUAUAUAUGCCCCUCAACUCUGAUCGAACUGCAGCAGCAGCCGCACUCUUAGUUUAUAAUUUUAGUUGAUUACGAUUAUGUUAAUAUGCCUAUGAUUUAAUUUAAUUUAUGCUAAGUUUGGAGCUUUAGUUUUGGCCACACACACUAAAAAUAUGUACAUGUAAUGUAAAUUAGUUGAAUGCCAUAGCGAGGGAAAUACUACAUCUAUUUUUUUUAUCUUCGAUUUCUUUCGAUUGGUUAUCCUUUUUUUUCGGUUUUGCUUGCUGUAAAUAGCAGAGAAUGAAUGUAAAUAGUAGUAGUCGGCACAAUCACUUCGCUUAUAUAAAUAUAUAUAAAAAACACCGAUAUAAAACCAUAUAAAUUCCUAGAUAUUUGAAGUUUUUGCCAAUUUUUUCGAUUAUUUUGUAGGAAUUUAUCCAUGUUAACUUUGAGGAUGCAGCAACAGCAACAAUAGUGAUGCUACUACUACUACUACAACAACAACAAACAAACAACAAAAAGCCACAACAACAACAGCAACAAAAGUAAACUACAAAGCAUAAAUAGAAUUUAUAUAAACUCACACACAGAAAAUACGCACCACAGCUGCAAUUUCGGAAAUGUUUAGUCAAAGGAAAUCGUAUUUUGAAGGUAGAAGCUCUGGAAGGACACUCACACACACAAGCACACAAACAUAUAUAUAUACAUAUAUAUACGCAAGGAAACCAUUGCAAAAUGCUGUAAAGUAAGCUGCUUAUGUUAUUAGAGAUGUUGCGAUGUGCGAGUGUGAGUGACGAGUGAUGAGUGAUGGGGGAUAACAUUUUGGUAGAGGAAACAUUUAUGAUGUGCAAUUAGCGGUGGAGCAGGGGAGGGGGAUAGGGGGAGGGGGUGGCUAUAACCAUAGGGAACGUUGACAAAACUGCAGUGUGUGUGUGUGUGUGGUAAGUCAGCAAGUGAAAGACAGAAAAAUAUAUGUAGAGGCAGCUGGAGAGAACUUAAAACCAUAUUUAAACUAUACUAUAUAGGAAACAUCAUGCUAAAUACACACUACUGGAUUAUACAGAAACAGCAAAUGUGAAGAGCACUCACACACACACACACACGUGCAGGACAAACACACACUUAUAUAUAUACUAUAGGGAAUAACUGAGUAAAAUUCAUAACACACAUAUACUAUAUAUGGUAGCUAAGAAAAAGGGCAGCGAUCGAAGAUUAAAGACAUAAUAUUAUGCAUAAAUUAAUUUAUAUACAUAUAUACAAUACAUAUAAAGCGUAAAGUAACUGUAACUCGUAACUGUAACUGUCCUACACAGACACAUACAGCAAUACAAAGCAAAAAGAUGAAUAAGCAAAGGAGACGACAAAGUCAAGCAGCAAAGCAAGCAUACACUAAAUCACACAAUUACAAACACACACACACACGCACACCACCCACGAAUCCUGAGCAGAAAGUCAAGGAUAAUUUAUAAAAAAAAAAUCCCUGAACUCUCCGAUCAGAACUCGUUGAGAAGGAAAAACCUAACUUGUAAGCCAAGCAAAAGAAAACUGAACGAAAUUUUAGUCUAAACGAAAAUACUAAAAGGAGAUAAAGUAAAAAUCAUAAAAACUAGCCACAUAAGCCAAGCAAAAAGUGAACUAAAUACAAAAAAAAAAAAUACAAUAAAGAUAUUCAAAAUAUGCUAGCUAAAAAAAUGCGAAAAACAUACACACAACUCCCGGCCAGUAUAAACGGGAGGCAUAUAUUAGAGAGACUAUUAAAGGAAAGCUAAACUCAAAGCUCUAGCGACAAGGAAAAUAGAUAAAACUCAAGCAAUACAUAGACACUCAUAGGUGUGUGUUACACAAGAAUAUAGUUAAAUAUAUACGAAAAGCAAGCAAACGUAAAAUAAUAUAAUAAUUUAAUAAACUAAUGUACAAGAAAAACCAAGCAAGACGAACUCUGCGAAAAUGUUGAUUUAUCAUUUCUGUUUUUCUACACUCACUUAAGAUUCUGUUGUAUCUAUUGUUAUGAUGAUGGCAUCAAACUAAUCAAAAACACGAACGAGAAAAGCGAGAUGUGUUAACCAAAAUUAUUUAAAGUAAUACAAAACGCGAUGGCCAAACAUUUGCGGGGGCAGCCGGCGACCUGCGAGCGAAUUCCAUUCAAAAUUGGUGCAUAAUUUGGCUGAAAAGAAUACCUUAACGGAAAAUUCGAAAUAAAUAUUUAUAUAUACGUAUAUGCCUUAUUGAACGAAACUAAAUUAUUUGCCCACUAAAUACUGUUAACGUAUUGUGACGAACGUAAUAAACCAACCCAGAGGUUUCAAAAAUACCUGCUAAAACAGAUGUCGCCGAGGUCGCCCCCAUCAAAUUAGUGACUCGCUGCCGCCGCAAAUGGACUUCGCUGUGAAGUUGUUGACAAAUUUUUACUAAAUUGUUAAAUAGUUAAAUACAAAACAUUUUUAAAUCGAAUUGUAACAAUAAUUAGAAAUCACUCUUUGUUGAAACGAAGCAACUCAAAAUGUAAUGAAAUGGAAAGCAAUAAUUCACUUAGGCAUGCUCUAGUUAAAAACUAAAACUGAAAUCAAGUCGAAGAAGCAACAUAGAAACCACCAACCAAGAGUACUUACAUGUAUGUCAGUCAAUAGGGAUUUUAUUUAGUUUGAAAGCAUGGGUUCGAAUUCUGGAGACUCCCAGAGAAUCCAAAUUGCUGGGAGGAAAGUGAGGGACAAAUUUAAGAGACAUUGCCUAAUUUCAAAAUAAGUUUGAUUCACUCUUAACCAGCCAUCCCAGCAAUUUUAUCUUCCGCAGACUAAUCAGAGAAAGAUCAGAUCAUAACUAAUAAAUCCAAGGCAUAACUUAAGUAUAUACGUGAUAUUUUGAAAGCGAAAAUUCAUAAAUAAAUUGUUUAGGUUUAAAACAAUAUUAAAUAUAUUAUACAGAUAUAUACAUAUAUACAUUAUAAAGAUAAUGCCAAGGCAUAAUUAAAAUCAUAACGAUUAAUUAAUUAAAGAAUGAAUGAACAUUUUUGCUGACAAAACAAACAAAACAAAAACCAAAACAAAAGAGUAAAAUGUUUGUAAACUCAAUUUAUUGUACGACUUGAAUGAAGGAGAGCGAAAAGAAGUUCUUAAGUUUUUACUGAACAGCAGAAAAGAGCAGAGCGCAGAUUGUCCCAUCGUAAAAAUCUAUUUAGUUUAUAUAUAGUGAAUAUUUAUAUUAUAUAUACAUAUAUUAAAUGAACAAAUGGCAAGUAACAAACAAACCAACAAAAAAGAAAUAGUAAUUAGACAAAAGUAAAAGGAAAGUGAAAAAUUAUAUAUAUACAAUACAUAUAUAUCAUAGCGCAAAGAAUAAUAUAUAUUUUAAUGAAGGAACAUCAACUGAUUAAGUGCAGCUCAACUAAGAGCACAAAAUGUUUUUAGACUAAGUACCUACCUACCUAAAUGAAUUCAGCAAUUACAUAAUAUACAAGAGAUAGACGAGAACGCUGAAAAGGCGCAGGCCCAGAAGGGAGAUCAAUUUCUACUUCUAUGGAGUCUAAUUUGUAUAAUUAUAUAUACGUGCAUAUUACGAGGAUAAUGCCCCAUGAUCAUCACAAAAAGUAAACAAAAACGAAGCAUAUUUAACCACAUACACACCUACACACACUAUACUACCUAUAAAUAUAGAAAUGAGAAAGAAGAAAAGAACGCAUAAAUAGCAAUAACAAUAAAGCAACAGCUACUUAAUAAUUUUAGCAAAAUGCAAAACACAAAAAUACGAGAUGAAAAAAAUAUGAAUAGCAAAUUAUUUGGUUUACCUUUAUUUA